Selaginella moellendorffii is the source of this 1182-nucleotide messenger RNA. RefSeq names its product pentatricopeptide repeat-containing protein At4g02750-like. Gene Ontology annotation, molecular function: protein binding. Bases 1 to 1182 code for a protein of 393 amino acids. The record is from RefSeq and is a predicted model, not a curated record. The transcript is spliced from 3 exons. NCBI's taxonomy places the organism in Eukaryota, Viridiplantae, Streptophyta, Lycopodiopsida, Selaginellales, Selaginellaceae.
AUGGAAAACGGCAUCCCGGACAGAGCGAAGCUGCUGUUUGAUCGAAUGCCACAGUUGCCUACAUCAAUCGCUGCCGCCUAUGCCCAGGACGGGCAUGUCGAUGGCGAUCCACCACCAAAUGCCCACAAGGGACUUGAUAUGCUUGUCGCAAUGCUCGGCCAGGCCGGGAGAAUGGAGGACGCCCUCAAGAUCCGGCAGCAAAUGUCGAAAUGGAACGUUUUCACCUGGAACGCGAUCCUCUCCGGCUAUGCGGGAGAUAUCCACUCUCGUGGGCAUUGCGGCGAGCACAGCUCGAGCCUCGAUCACGCGGCCAACGAGGCCACGCUCGAUGGUGGAGUGAGGAUCGAUCCUGUGUCGUUCAUCACCAUCCUUUCGGCUUGCAGCCAUCUGGGGAAGAUCCAAAUCGCCCGCGAUCAAUGGUCGCCUAUGAUCGCAAGAACCAAAACUUUGGGUUCUUCCCAGAGAGCAAUGUCGGGCGAUCACAGGGCUAGAGAGCGGCAUUUCCCGGUGGAUCUUGUGAGGGCUGCUGGGCGGCCAAGGCUAUGUUCUUCGAUCGAAUGUGCCACCACGACCAUCCACUGUCAGGCGAUGAUCGAUCGUGUCCCAGAGCGCCAGGCCGUGAUAUGGAACUCAAUGAUCACUGCGCUCGCGCAGGGGCAAAACGAGGCAGCAAAAUCGAUCUUUGAUAGAAUGCCGGCCGUGUCGUGGACGAAUCUACUGCUGUGCUACGCGCAGAAUGAUUCCUGGAAAAAUUGGACAGGGCGUUCCAUCGGCUCCCCUUCACCAACGCAGUGUGUCGGAGAAGAAUCUAGUCUCGUGGAGCUGCUUCUCGCGUAUGCCGAGAAUGGGCACUUUGACGGAGCCGUGAGGUUCUUCCACGAGAUCCCACACAAGACCAUCGUCUGCUGGACAGCUCUCAUGCAAGUUUACGUCAAUUUGGGCCAUCUCGGCACCGCCAGGAGUGUGAUUAAGAGCAUGAAGAUGCUCAGCUUGGGACGACGGGCACUACGAUCGAGCAGUGGAAGUCUUCCAUCUUAUGAAUCUCGAGGGCGUCACGCUGGACAAGGUGACGUUCCGGAGCGUUUUAACUUCGUGCAGCCAUUGCCAAGGGCUGGGAGCACUUCGUCUCAAUCAGCCGAGACUUUGAGAUGGUGCCGAGGAGAGAGCGCUAUUGCUGCAUGA